Molecule: messenger RNA, 1014 nt
Organism: Anoplopoma fimbria (sablefish)
Lineage: Eukaryota; Metazoa; Chordata; Actinopteri; Perciformes; Anoplopomatidae
Product: protein YIPF3-like
Exons: 3
Coding region: 481-1014 (177 amino acids)
Cellular component (GO): Golgi apparatus
Source: RefSeq, a predicted model, not a curated record
UCCAAAGGAAGCGCAGAGAGGUGUGAAAGACUGCGACUCUGCUUCUGCUUCCUGGUCUGAACUCUGGGUCAUGGAUUAGGUCCACUAAUGAACUGGGUCAGAUUUCUAGAGAUGAGAUCCGCUCCAUCCAAAGUAGGAUGAAUGCCGUCUCUCCUCAUCAGACCAGGUUUUCCCCAGAAAGUAUGCCAAUUGUCUACGAAGCCCACAUUGUUUGCAGAGUACACACAGAGUACUGCAAGUACACACAGAGUACUGCAAGUACACACACAGUACUGCAUGGACACACAGAGUACUGCAUGGACACACACAGAGUACUGCAAGUACACACACAGUACUGCAUGGACACACACAGUACUGCAAGUACACACUCUCUCCUGUGGUUCUGUUUAUGGAAGAUAAUCAAGCUCUACGUUUUUGAACUACAGUACCCAUGAUGCUUUGAGGGAGAUAAACAGGAAGUAUAAUGUUGAUCAGUGAGUUAUGCUUUGUAGUCUUUCACUGGAUUACUUUGACACUGGAGUGACAUCACUCUCUCUCUCCUGUGGUCAGGGUUAUGGUCUGUUUGGUCACUGCGUCGUCCUUCUCGUCACCUACAACAUCCACUUCCACUUCCUGUUCUACGUCCUCUGGCUGCUGUGUGGAGGACUGUCUACUCUGCGCAUGGUAGCAGCUCUGCUGUCCCGUACGGUGGGUCAGACUCCUCGUCUCCUCCUCUGUGGGACGCUGUCCGUCCUCCACAUGCUCUUCCUGCUCUACCUUCACUUCGCCUACCACAAGAUCGUAGAAGGGCUGCUGGACUCUCUUGAAGGACCCAACAUGGCUCCCAUGCAGCGGGUGGCCAGAGACGUUCCUGAGCUGACCCUGAACGCCACCGUUAGGAGCCUGAGGCCCCUCCCCUGUCUUACUGAGGCCCCUCCCCCUGUCUUACUGAGGCCCCUCCCCCGUCUUACUGAGGCCCCUCCCCCUGGUCUACUGAGGCCCCUCCCCUGGUUUACUGAGGCCCUUGCCUACUGA